Amoebophrya sp. A120 is the source of this 489-nucleotide messenger RNA. NCBI's taxonomy places the organism in Eukaryota, Dinophyceae, Syndiniales, Amoebophryaceae. The record is from the annotation of a GenBank genome assembly.
CAGAAGUUGUGCCAGGGUCAUCCUCUUGUCCUGCUGCGUCUCCAUCAACCGCAGGAGGUGGAGCACCUCCUGUUUCACCCUCUUCAUCCCCAACCGCAACACAUUCUCCCGCGAAGAAGUGCGAAACUUUCCUAAACGAGUUGAAGGAAGCACAAAACAUGCGACGGUCGAAGCGGAAGGGGAAAGAUCUGACGACGGCGUGCGAAAAGAUUUUCAAACUUUUUGACGUCAAGACCGAGGAAGAGCAGCGGAAGUGGUUCUUGCAUGGGGUUUUGCCAGCCAUCCCAGAUUUCGACAUCUUCACGCAGACUUGGGUCGAUGAGAGGAAGGGAACAACAUCUGCAAUGGGCAAUAACUUUCAUAUUCCGUCAUCCACCAACAGCGGCGGAGGGGUCCUCGGCCAAAAUUAUAGCAGAGUCGCUGGUCGUUCCACCCACGCUCUUCUAGAGGAGGCUUUUCGGAAAAUUAGCGGCGACUGCGAUUGUUUCG